This is a messenger RNA of Tetrahymena thermophila SB210, 1789 nucleotides long. RefSeq lists its product as hypothetical. The transcript has 7 exons. NCBI's taxonomy places the organism in Eukaryota, Ciliophora, Oligohymenophorea, Hymenostomatida, Tetrahymenidae. The record is from RefSeq and is a predicted model, not a curated record.
UUUUAAUUGAAAAUUUAAUUUAAAUCAAAAAAGAUAUGAUUGUUAAAAGUUUAAUUUAUAGAAGUUUCUAAUAGGUUAGUAGACUUUCAAUUACUAACUCUUAUUUCAUAGCAAAAGUCAAUAGCAAUAAGCCUAAGUUAGAGAAAUUUAGCUAGAAAUUAGAAUCUAUUUCUGGAAAAAAAGAAGAUCCUAACAUUUAAGCUACCAAGCCUUCAAAAAAACAACAAAAUACUCAAUAAUCUUUUAGAAGUAGAGUUAAUAAUAAUAUAAGAUAAAAAUAGAGAAUUGAAGAAAACCCAUUCAAAAGUGUUUAAGAUUAAGAUCUUGAUUAAUUCAAAUAAGAGGACUUAGAAUAAUUUGAGUAAUUUUCAGAAUGUAUUGAUCAAAAAAAGUAUGAGUAAGCAGCUAUGAUCUUAUAGGAUAUUUUAGAUAAUUUAGAAGAAUCUAAAGCACAUUCAGAUGCACUAUAAAUGCUAGAAUUGUAGAAUAGUUUAUAUUUAUAUAGUAGAAAAUACUUAGAUGCCUAUUUAGUUAGGUCAAAUAUAUCUAAAUAUAUGGAAUAUGCCCCUACUAACUAUUAAAAAGAGGAAUUGUAAAAUCAGGUCAUUAAAUAUUUUUAUCAGCUAAUCUUUACACAUUAGCUGCAAGCUGAAAUGGAUUUAGAUAUUUUAUAUAAAAAUCACUAUAGAUAGUUGCCUGAAGAGAAAAAGGCUUUAUUUGAUCUUGCUAUAGCUGUAGGUCACUUUAUUUCACCUGAUAAAGAAGCAUAAGAAAAAGGAGUUAGUUUCAUAUUAAAUUGCAUCAAGAAUACUUAAAAUAAGCAAAUAUUAUCAUAUGCAUUUUAUAAUUUGGGAGUGUAUUAAUUUUAAUUACUUGAAGACCCUAAAAAAUUUAUGGAAGAAGUCAUAUAAAAUGAAUAAACUUAAGACGAAAUGAAAAAAAGAAUUUAGAAUGUUAUGAAUAAAAUAAAUUAGAAGGAAAAAAUAUUGAUUAGCGAUUUAUCGAAUUCUCUUUAAAAUAUAUUAACAGCAAUAAACUUAAAUAAUUUAAACGUUUCUGUUUACUCUAUUUAAGAUAUUUUAAAUAAUAAACAUAAUCUGAUACUUUGUGAUAAAUUUUCCACCAAAGCAUUAUUAUUUUUAGCUUAAAACUAUAACUUAUUUAAUAUUUAAAUUGCCAAAUCAUUAAGACUUUAAUUAAUGCAUUUUGCUUAUUAAAUUGCUACUCAAAGAAAGCAGCACUAACAAAAAGCUAAUUUUUUAUAUGCAUCUCUAUUUGCAGAUAUAUAAAAACCUGAAGAAGCUAAAAAGUUGCUUAUGUAAAAUCUACAAGAUACAUCUGAUCCAAAUCAAGAUCCAAUAAGAUAUGAGACGCUUUAAUUACUAAGUUUAAUUGAUUUUGAAAACAAAUACAAAUUUAAGAAAAUGGCAAAGGAAGUAAUUGUAAAAGAUAAUUUAUAAUAUUGGUGUCUUAAAUUACAAGAUUUUGAAUUGUAACCUCUCCAUAUAAUUCCUGAGAGCGAAUUAAAAUUAGUUUCUGAAGAAGAGCUUAGUGAAUAUAAGGAUUAUUUAGAAGAAGGGGAUGGUGAAUCAGAUCAGUAUUAUACAUCUGAAGGUGAAGAAAGCGAAACAGAUGUAGAAGUGGAAUAUAUUAAAAAGUGGGAAAAAUAGCUUGAAUAAGCAGGUUUAGAUAUAAAUAAAUUAAAAAGUAAUUACUUAAAGUGAAUCUGUGAAAUAUUUUUUAUUUAUGUUUCUCAAUUUUCUUAAAUUAAAUAAAAACUAUAUUCUAG